This is a messenger RNA of Esox lucius (northern pike), 1440 nucleotides long. RefSeq names its product adenosine deaminase-like (gene mapda). The coding region runs from base 67 to 1101 and encodes 344 amino acids. Lineage: Eukaryota; Metazoa; Chordata; Actinopteri; Esociformes; Esocidae. Gene Ontology annotation, molecular function: adenosine deaminase activity. Gene Ontology annotation, biological process: adenosine catabolic process; inosine biosynthetic process. The transcript is spliced from 10 exons. The record is from RefSeq and is a predicted model, not a curated record.
AAUAAGCCCUGAAAACCAGAAGCAUCUGUACUGAAAGGUGGACGCACUGGUCCAACUAUAAUAACGAUGGAGAACGAGGCAGAUUUAUUUUAUCGCCAAAUGCCCAAGGUGGAGCUUCAUGCCCAUCUCAACGGCUCUGUCAGCUUCUCAACCAUAGAAAAACUCAUGGCUCGCAAGCCGCAUCUGAAUAUCGAACACAACAUGACCGCCAUCCUCAGUGGUCAGAAAAGAACACUGGACGAGUGUUUUCAGGUCUUUAAAGUCAUUCAUCAGUUAAUCGAUACAGAAGAGGAUAUUUUAAUGGUUGCCAAAGAUGUGAUCAGGGAAUUUGCAGAAGAUGGAGUGAAGUAUCUAGAACUGAGAACCACCCCAAGAGAGGACAAAAACACAGGGAUGACAAAAAGAAGUUAUGUGCAAACUGUUAUUGAGGCCAUACGUCAGUGUAAAAAUGAGGGACUGGACAUUGAAGUCAGGUUACUGGUAUCUGUUGAUCGCAGACAUGGGGUUGAGGUUGCCAUGAAGACAGUUAAACUGGCGGAGGACUUCAUGCGGUCUACGGAUGGCUUUGUGGUUGGCCUGGACCUCAGUGGAGAUCCGACGGUGGGCCACGGUGGAGAUCUCCUUCCUGCCUUGCAGAAAGCUAAGAACUGUGGACUGAAACUGUCUCUACACCUGUCUGAGGUGCCAUCUCAGGUGGACGAAUCGGAGCUGCUGCUAAACAUUCCACCUGACCGGAUUGGCCAUGGGACAUUCUUACACCCUGAAGUGGGCGGGGCGCAGAGCCUGGUUGACAAAGUGAUGAAGAAUAACACACCCCUGGGUAAAAAUGUCCUAAAACUAUGCCUGACAUCUAAUGUCAAAGGUCAGACUGUGUCAUCCUAUUCUAACCACCAUUUACUGUACUGGUACCAGAAAGGACACCCCAUUGUUAUCUUGGUCCACUUGUGUUCUGUUCCAUCCAGACAGAUGACAGGGGAGUGUUCUGCACAGAGCUGUCCAAGGAGUACCAGCUGGCCGCCUCUACCUUCAGCCUCAGUCGAGAGGCCAUGUGGAGUCUGUCCCAGAAGGCUAUUGACUUCACCUUCGCCCCAGACUCCUUAAAGCAGCAGUUACACCAGAAAUGGUUCGAGUUACACCCAUCGCUGUUCCAGUGAAUUAAACUGUAUUAUGCCGAACGUAUCAGCAGGCGCAGAAAUACCCAUUACCUUUCACAAGACUCCUUGGCUUUCCAGGAAAUCCCGUCGGAAGAUUCCAAGGAUGCCAUAGACAUUUGAUUUUCCCUUCAGGAGUCUGGAUCUGGUUAACAACCCAGGGAAGUUUACUGCCAUUUUGGGAUCGGAUCGAUAGAUGACUGAUUCUGGUCCAUCUACAACAUACAUAGUUUCUUUCACAAGUGACUCUGUAUCAAAUGGUUCCCUUUAUUAAAAAUGUUUAAACGAU